UUCAAGUUCAAAGUUCUUAUCAGCCUUCAAUAGUGAACUUUAUCCGUUUAGAUGAAAUGGUGGGGCACAACUGAGAAAUGACUCUAACCAAAUAUCUCCAGAAGCUUUUAUCUAGUUCAAAAUUUCAUCAACCAAAUACAACUUGAGUUGCUAAUCUUCACAAUUAACGCGUCAAACUACAGUCUUUCUCACAUUUCGUUUCUUCAUUUUUGAUUCAACGACGACUACUUCUUAGGUGAUGAAGUGUCUUUCACCCUCGGCAUUGAGAUAUUCUCACAAUAUAUUCCCAACUUCCGACUGACCUAUCUUGACAUUUCCAAUUACCUAGCGACUUACACCUGGUGUAUCUAAGAAUCAACCAUAAUGGCCACCGCCACGCUCACCACGGCGGUUGCGCCGGUUAAGCACCAGGUUGUGGACAAGCUACCAAAGAAGUUCAAGCAUAUGAAGUUCGGCAUUCAGUCAAACCAAGACAUAGUCAACCAAGCUGUCAUAGAGAUUUCCAACCGAACUAUGUAUGAUGUUGAACAGGGUAGAGAACCAACUGCGAAUGGUGUGCUUGACAAGCGCCUGGGUACUUCAAGCAAGCAAGGUAUUUGCUCGACAUGUGGUUUGCGGUUACAGGAGUGUACUGGUCACUUUGGCCAUGUCCGAUUACCACUGCCCGCUUUUCACAUUGGGUACAUCAAGUUUACAAUCACCAUCUUGCAGAACAUCUGCAAGGACUGCUCACGAGUAUUGUUGACAGAGCCGGAACGCCGAAUGUAUCUUAAGGAAUUACGACGGCCCUUCAUCGACAACAUGAGACGUGUUGCUAUCUGUAAAAAGAUCAAUGAGCAGUGUCGAAAGGCCAAAAAUUGUCCUUACUGCGGAGCAGUAAAUGGUCAGAUUAGGAAAGUUGGAGCUCUCAAGCUUGUUCAUGACAAGUUUAUUGCCUUCAACAAAUCAACUUCGCAGAAGAAGCAGCCCCCUUCCAGCAAAAUUGAAUUCGACAACUCCUUUCGAGAAGCCAAAAAGCACGUCCAUGAUCUUGAUAAGCAUAUGAGGAAAGCUUUUGAAGAUUUGAACCCUCUCCGGGUUUUAAAUCUCUUUAAGCAGAUUAGCCCUACUGAUUGCGAGCUAAUUGGACUGGAUCCUUCUGAGGGACGGCCUGAGAUGUUUCUAUGGCAAUAUCUUCCUGCCCCACCAGUUUGUAUUCGGCCAUCCGUCGCCCAAGAGGGAGCAAGUAAUGAGGAUGAUCUAACGACUCGCCUUGGAGAGAUAGUUUGGGCAUGUGGCCUCAUUCGAGCUGCAUUAGAAAAAGGCACGGCACUCCAGACAAUCAUGGAACAAUGGGAGUAUUUACAACUGCAGAUCGCCGUCUACGUAAACAGUGAUGUCCCUGGUUUACAAAAUACCGGAAUGAAAACGAUGAGAGGUGUCUGCCAGCGCUUGAAAGGCAAACAAGGGAGAUUCCGUGGUAAUCUUUCUGGAAAACGUGUGGACUUCUCUGGCCGUACUGUCAUUUCUCCCGAUCCCAACCUGGCUAUCAACCAAGUUGCCGUACCGAUACUCGUUGCCAAAAACCUCACUUACCCCGAGAGGGUUCAUCGAGGGAAUAUCGAAAAGCUUAGGAAAUGCAUUAUUAACGGUCCUACUGAGUGGCCAGGUGCUCAGGCAGUUUUGAAAGAAGAUGGUGAUCAGUCAUUCAAAAUUUCCUUGAGAUUUGCCCCGAAGGAGUUAACUGCCAGAGACCUGAAGGAAGGAGACAUAGUUGAACGCCACCUCGAGGAUAACGAUAUUGUCCUAUUCAAUCGACAGCCAUCUCUUCACAAACUCAGUAUCAUGAGUCAUUUUGCUAAAAUCCGACCCUGGAGAACCUUCCGUCUGAAUGAAUGUGUCUGUGGACCUUACAAUGCUGAUUUUGAUGGAGAUGAAAUGAAUCUCCAUGUCCCGCAGACCGAAGAGGCUCGGGCUGAAGCUAUGAUUCUCAUGGGUGUUAAGUACAACUUAGUAACCCCAAAGAACGGAGAGCCCAUCAUUGCAGCAACACAAGAUUUUAUCACGGCUGCCUAUCUCCUCAGCAGCAAAGACAAUUUCUAUGAUCGCUCAACAUUUACCUACAUGGUCAUGCAGAUGAUGGAUGGUAUUACCCAUUUAGACUUGCCGGCUCCUGCGAUUCUUGCCCCUAAGCGUCUUUGGACCGGGAAGCAAAUCUUUAGUAUGCUCAUGCGACCGAACAAGGCUGACCCGGUCAAGGUCAAUCUUGAUGCCAAGUGCAGAGAUUUUCAGGAUCCAGGCCCAUCCGUGCCGGGUGGAAAACCAAGAGCGCCGGACAUGUGUCCGAACGACGGAUGGCUUGUCGUGAGAAACUCAGAAGUCAUGUGUGGCAGGAUGGACAAAUCCACAGUUGGAGACGGCAAGAAGGAGUCAAUAUUCUAUGUCAUUCUAAGAGAUUUCGGACCUGACGCGGCUGUGACGGCAAUGAACCGGUUGGCUAAGCUGUGUGCAAGAGUUUUAACCAAUCGAGGGUUUUCAAUCGGCAUUGGCGACGUCUUCCCUUCUGCUGCUCUCACUGAACAGAAGCAGGCACUGGUGGAGGAAGCAUAUAAAGCGUCAGAUACUCUUAUCGAGCUAUUCAACAAGAACAAACUGGAGAAAGCUGCCGGGUGCAGUAUGGAAGAGACCUUGGAAAACAAGAUCUCAGGUUCUCUAAGCAAAGUUCGACAGGCCGCCGGAGACUAUUGUAUUAAGACUCUCAGUAGGAACAAUGCUCCUUGGGUUAUGGCCUCGUCCGGAUCCAAGGGUUCAACCAUCAACGUCGCUCAGAUGAUUGCCGUCGUCGGCCAACAGAUUAUCGGUGGGAAACGUGUAGCUGAUGGUUUCCAAGAUCGAACUCUUCCACAUUUCCACAAGAACGCCCGCCAAGCUCCCGCGAAGGGUUUCGUCAGAAACAGCUUUUAUACGGGCCUGUUACCAACUGAAUUCUUGUUCCACGCCGUAUCCGGCAGAGAAGGCUUAGUCGACACGGCUGUCAAAACCGCAGAGACUGGAUAUAUGUCCCGUCGUUUAAUGAAAUCCUUGGAGGAUCUCUCUACUCAAUAUGAUGACACUGUCAGAACCUCUGGUGGAGGGGUGGUGCAGUUCCAGUUCGGUGCAGACAAGUUAGACCCUGUGGAUAUGGAAGGAAAGGCCGUUCCGGUCAACUUCGAGCGGACUUGGUCCCAUGCCGAAGCCCUUACCUGGAAUAACUCUGACAAGGCGUUGUUACCUUUUGAGAUUAUACAACUGUGUGGCUCCAUUCUUGACAACGAACGCGAACAUUACCGGAGACGAGGCCUGUUGCAUGGCGAGCCUCUGGAAUACAAUGAUACCAGCGACUAUGCAAUUGACGAGCAUGAGAGUGCCCGUGGGUUUCUUGAUACAGUGUAUAAACACAUAGAAGGCUUGGCAGUGAAGCUGGCAAAAUUCCGAACUUCUGCAGGUCUUGAUCCCUUGCUGGAUCGACCUACUGGCUCGCUAGCGACAAUUUACAAGAAGGAAAAGGGGACCGUCCCAAGACUUGCAUCAGAGAGGGUGGCUAAGAUAUCAGAGCGCACACUUAGGCACUUCAUUACAUUAUGCCUAGAAAAAUAUUCAAAAGCGCAUGUAGAGCCAGGUCAUGCAGUCGGCGCAGUCGGCGCUCAGUCAAUCGGCGAACCCGGAACACAGAUGACGCUGAAAACUUUCCAUUUUGCGGGUGUUGCUGGAAUGAGCAUUACACAGGGUGUGCCGCGUAUUAAGGAAAUCAUUAACGCCUCGAGAUUGAUCAGUACACCAGUUAUCAGCUGUCCUCUGCAGAACUCGAGGCAAAUAGAGGUCGCACACCUUGUAAGAGCUAGGAUCGAGAAGACUUAUAUUGAAGAUAUUCUUCGAUUCAUCGACGAUGAAUGGAGCCCAUCUAGGGCCUUUAUUACUCUGCACAUCAACAUGGAAACCGUGGAAGGGAUGCACUUGGGUAUUACCCUUCAAGAUAUUGCGGAUUCUAUUGUCAAGCAAAAGAAAUUGAAGGUACUUGCGACCGAUAUUGAUAUAUUCGAACAAGAUGCAUCCAUCGAAAUCACAGUGAAGCCUCCCGACCCGGACGCGGCAGCCAGGCGAGCGCCAAGAAGCAAGGCAGCUAUUGCUGAGGCCACAGCGGACUUGAUGGUCAAGGUAGGCCAGCUCAAACGUGUCCUGCCGUCCGUUCCAAUUUCUGGAUAUCCGGAAGCAACUCGUGCAAUCAUCCAAACAGACAUAGACAAAAAGGACAAGAAAGAGAUGUACACUGUUCUAGUCGAAGGAUAUGGCUUACGGGAAUGCAUGAAUACCGAAGGAGUCGUGGGCACCAAGACUCGUACGAACAGUGUCUUGGAGUGUCGAGAUAUUCUAGGCAUUGAAGCAGCCCGAACGACGAUUGCCGCUGAAAUCACAAGCGUCAUGGGCGAUAUGAAUAUUGAUCCACGACAUAUGGACUUACUUGCCGAUGUCAUGACAUACAAAGGCGAAAUUCUCGGUAUUACCCGUUUCGGUCUGGCUAAGAUGCGAGACAGCGUGUUGCAACUCGCAUCUUUCGAGAAAACAGCAGAUCAUCUGUUCGAUGCAGCAGCUGGGUUGAAAGCAGAUCGCAUUGAAGGCGUUAGUGAAAAGAUCAUUAUGGGACAGACUAUGACCGUCGGCACAGGAGCAUUUCAGGUCGUACGCUAUCUCGGCCAUAGAGACAGCCAUUUUACGAAGUUGCCGACGGUUUUUGAAGACGCUUGGGCGGAAGAGGAUUUGUCCUACAAGAAGAGGCGAAUGAGGAUAUAACCUGGAUUUCUAAAAGAUUUCCAAAAGUAUGGCCUAGGUUUAAUUACGUUGAUGAGUCAAAGGUACGUCUGCGGGAUUUGGAACAGCCGACGUGGAACGAAAGGGUAUGGCCAUAGGCUACGAAUGACAGCUUCGUUUCUAGUUUAUGUACGAUGACAGGUUUCGAAAGCAUUCGACUUAUAUAUUACAAUGAAUAUAAUCCUGAUGUAAAACUGUA
Molecule: messenger RNA, 5023 nt
Organism: Hypoxylon fragiforme
Lineage: Eukaryota; Fungi; Ascomycota; Sordariomycetes; Xylariales; Hypoxylaceae
Product: beta and beta-prime subunits of DNA dependent RNA-polymerase
Exons: 2
Coding region: 364-4806 (1480 amino acids)
Biological process (GO): DNA-templated transcription
Molecular function (GO): DNA binding; DNA-directed RNA polymerase activity
Source: RefSeq, a predicted model, not a curated record